ACUCUCUCUCUCUCUCUCUCUCAAUCUGUCCAACCCCACAAGCUCUUACGGAAGAGUCACUGUGCUUUUCCUGCUUAAAGUGUAGUGGGGUUGUGCUUUUUGGUUUCAUCUGCUGUUAGAUUUUUUUUCUGAACAAGGAAAACAGCUGCACUUGCAUCACAACUCAAGCCUUAAAGCUUUAGUUCUGAAAAAUAUAGAAAAAAAGAAGAAGAUGGAAACACGAGUGUCUUCCACCAAGAUCAUUCUUGUGCCAUUACCUGGCUGUUUUUAAUGCUUUGGUUGACAUUAUUGAGGGUAUGCUUUAAUUGAAGAUUUUGUUGUGCUUGUCCUUGGAUGUGACACGCAAGUUUUGCUUCAACAUGUGCUGCUGCUUCCACCGAAUUCUCUUCAAUUUUACUCUCCAUGCUGGGGUGUUGUUGGUGAAAGAAAGCUGAGAGAUCUUCAGAGUUGUUGAUCUAGUUUUUCUUAAGGAGAAAAUGGGACUGCCGCUUAUUUUCUUGCUAAUUGAGCUGCAUUUAGUGGUCAGCACUCAGCAGGUCCAUGAAUAUGCAGCCACCAAGCUGCAACAUUCCAGUGACAGAAACCAUUUUAGUAUUGCAAUCCCACCAACAAAGUCAUCUUCUGAAGGUCAUUCAAGUAUUGCACACCCACCUUCCGAGUCAUCUUCUGGUGUACCUGCAAGUAUUGCACUUUCACCUUCCAAGUCAAUUCACAAAGCUCCUAGAAUUAUAUGGACACAUGGUUCUGUGGAUUCUCCUGUAUCACAUCAUAAGCAUUACCAUUCCAAAAGAAAGUCCCACAAUCCAACUCCAGCGCCAACCUACCCAGUCCAGGCUCCUUCAUACAGUCAUCAAGGCCCUUCAGUCUUCAGAUGGAAACCUCCUUUCUCUUCACCAAAAAGUAGGGAUGUUCAUGCCCCUGCACCUGCACCAUCACCAGCAAUUCUGCCAGGUCACCUUGAUGUACCCUCUCCUUCACCUAGAAUUUCUCCUCUAGGUUCAUCAUUGAAGAAGAAAAAGACUCCACCACCAGCAUAUACAUUGGUUCUGCCACCGCCACCUCCUAAUAAGGAUUGCUUGUCGAUGACUUGCUCAGAGCCCUUGACAUAUACACCUCCUGGGUCACCUUGUGGUUGUGUAUGGCCGCUUCAGGUUAAACUCCAUAUUAACAUUGCAAUAUACAAGGUUUUUCCUUUGGUCUCAGAGCUAGCCAAGGAAAUUGCAGCAAGUGUUCUGCUGAACCAUUCCCAGGUUCGCAUUGUGGGAGCUGAUGCAGCUAAUCAGCAACUAGAGAAAACCACUGUUCUCAUAGACUUAGUACCCAAAGGAGUAAAAUUUGAUGAUACCACCGCAUUUUUAAUAUAUAAGAAAUUCUGGCACAGGGAGAUUCUGAUAGAUGCUUCAGUCUUUGGUGCUUAUGAAGUACUCUAUGUUCAUUAUCCAGGUCUUCCACCUUCUCCACCUUCAACUCCACAAGAUGCUUCUGGUAUAGAUGAUGGGCCAAGUCCAGGACAUGAUAACAAUGGAACGAUGAUGAAACCUUUAGGAGUAGAUGUCCCAAAGAAGAAAAAAGAAGGGAAUAAUGGAAGAAUGAUUGUUAUAAUUGUGCUGUCAUCAGUUACUGCUUUUGUUGUAUUCAUUGGUCUUGCUUGGCUUUGUCUGCUGAAAUGCCGCUCCUAUGUUCAUGAACAUGAACCAGUUCCAGAUGGUUUUAUUUCACCCUCUUCUAAACAAUCAACAGGGGCUGCUAGGUCAUUAACUCAAGGGAUCAGGCUAGGCUCUGGAUCACAGUCCUUCAAUUCUGGAACAAUAACAUAUACAGGGUCUGCUAAGAUUUUUACUUUGAAUGACUUGGAGAAAGCAACAGAUAACUUUGAUUCUUCAAGAAUAUUAGGAGAAGGUGGCUUUGGGCUUGUUUACAAAGGUAUUCUAAAUGAUGGGAGGGAUGUAGCUGUGAAGAUUCUCAAAAGAGAUGAUCAGCGAGGUGGCCGUGAAUUCUUGGCAGAAGUUGAGAUGCUUAGCCGUCUACAUCAUAGAAAUUUAGUUAAAUUACUAGGUAUAUGCAUAGAGAAACAGACUCGCUGCUUAGUUUAUGAGCUUGUCCCUAAUGGAAGUGUGGAAUCCCACUUACAUGGAACUGACAAGGAAAAUGAUCCACUUGAUUGGAAUUCCCGGAUGAAGAUUGCUCUUGGUGCAGCUCGGGGAUUGGCCUAUCUGCAUGAAGAUUCAAAUCCAUGUGUCAUACAUCGAGACUUCAAGGCCAGCAACAUCUUGUUGGAGUACGAUUUUACACCCAAGGUCUCAGAUUUUGGAUUGGCUAGAACAGCACUGGAUGAGAGAAACAAGCACAUCUCCACACAUGUUAUGGGAACAUUUGGCUACUUAGCUCCUGAAUAUGCAAUGACUGGCCAUCUUCUGGUCAAGAGUGACGUUUAUAGUUAUGGAGUUGUACUCCUUGAGCUCCUAACUGGAAGAAAGCCUGUGGAUUUGUCACAACCGCCAGGUCAAGAGAAUCUUGUGACAUGGGUUCGUCCACUUCUCACAAGUAAGGAGGGUUUGCAGAUGAUCGUAGACCCAUUUGUAAAGCCUAACAUUUCUGUUGAUAUUGUGGUAAAAGUUGCAGCAAUUGCAUCCAUGUGUGUGCAACCAGAAGUCUCCCAACGUCCUUUCAUGGGAGAAGUUGUUCAGGCCUUGAAGCUAGUAUGCAGUGACUUUGAGGAAACAGACUUUAUAAGAUCAAAAAGUUCUCAAGAGGGUCUUCUAACUGAUGUGGAAGGAAAGUAUUCUGAAGCUUCAGUUGAAAGAGUAGAAUUUUCAGAGUAUCAAAAAACUCUUUCUGGCUAUCAAUCUGGUGAAGAAAAGGUAAGAUUAUCAGCAACAGAGUUGCUCAGUACUUCAGGUCAGGAAUUUGAGUCAUUCAGGAGGUAUUCUCGUUCAGGGCCUCUAACUAUUGGGAAGAAAAGGCAGUUCUGGCAGAAGUUGAGAAGUUUGUCUAGAGGUAGCUCCAGUGAACAUGGAUCCCAUUAAGCUUUUCAUAAUCUUGCGUUUUGCAUACCGAAUUCAUUGUUCCCUGAAUCGCAUGUUAGAUUCACUUGAGAGAAAAUAUUGUGAUAAUAAUCUAAAAAGUCACAAACUACAACUACUUUUGCCAAAUGUAUAAACUACAUGCCCAUGUUGGUUUCUAGGUAACUAUGUCUGAACAAUUGGUACUACAGAGAAUAGUGUUAUAGUAACAAGUGGUACGUGUGAUCUUUAAAAA
Messenger RNA from Glycine soja, 3258 nucleotides. Its product is annotated as receptor-like serine/threonine-protein kinase ALE2. Gene Ontology annotation, biological process: protein phosphorylation. The record is from RefSeq and is a predicted model, not a curated record. Lineage: Eukaryota; Viridiplantae; Streptophyta; Magnoliopsida; Fabales; Fabaceae. Gene Ontology annotation, molecular function: protein kinase activity; ATP binding. Bases 477 to 3026 code for a protein of 849 amino acids. The transcript has 9 exons.